AUGCUGUAUGAAAAUAAGGCAGUAGAUGGUCUUAACAAUAUAAAGGAGGAAGCAGAUCUUUUGAAAUUGUCAAUGUAUGGAGUUGUUUUAAAAACAAAAAGAUAAGAGAUGGGAUUUUUAGUGGUUGAUAGUCCAGAGUAUUUAGUAAAUUAUAAGAAAUAAAGAAUUAAUGAUACAAAUAUUAAAGUCGCUAGUGGAUAGAUGCUUAAAGAUUUUUAAAUAUUUGAUAAGUCAAUAAUGUAAUAUGUGAAAAAUAAUAUCUCUUUAAGUAUUGAAAUAUAUACAUAACUUGGAGAAAAAUUAAUAAAUAAUAAAGAUAGAAAAUGUUAUUUUGAAUAAUUAUAUGUUGAUUAAGAGAAAGGUUAUUAAUUAUAGGAGAUUUUAAUAAGUUCUCAAUAAGAGAAUGUGACUAUCUCAUCUUUUAAUACUGAAACAUAAUCUUAUAGUUUAGAUAAUAUGUUGUUUAAUUUAGAUCCUUAUUCUACUUAAUAAAUAUAUUUACUAGUAAAAUCUUAUUGUGAAGGUAUGAGUGAGGAUCAUAUAUUUAUUUUUAAUGUUACAACAUUAAAAUGCGAAAUUGGAGAAUAUUAUAGUAAUCAAUAAUGUUUAAAAUGUGAUUUUGAUAAAGGAUAUUAUUCAGUUGAAAAGGAUUCAAUUGAAUGUUAAAGAUUAGAUCCUAAGAAAAUCAAAGCAGUAACAUCUUAAUCAAUAGAAUUAUUGCCAGGUUUUUGGAGAUAUUCUUAUUAUUCACAUUAUAUAGAACAAUGUGAAAAUAAUGAAUAGUGUAUUGGGGGUUGGAAAGUGAAUUAUGAUUCCUGUAAAACAGGUUCAAUUGGAGCAAUAUGCAAAGAAUGUGAUCUUUAUAAUAUUAGGGGAGAAUCUUCAUUUUUAAAAUCCCUUCAAGGAGUAUGUGAAAUAAGGGAAAUGAAACCUAGAAUAAUAAUAAUUACAUUGAUCCUAAUGCUAUUGUAAUAUAAUAAUAUUAAUAAUUAGUACUUUUGGAGUUACAUAUACAAUUUCAAGAAAUAAAUACGAAAUGAAUUUACUAUAUAGAAGUCUAAAAUUAAAGACAAAACACUUUAAGUUGUUAUUUAGAUGUCAAAUAGGUAAUACUUUAAUUUAAUAAUUUCAGAUCAAUUCUCAACUUUAAUAAGAUUACUUAUACAUUAAAUGCAAAUAUUAUAUCCUUUACUUCCUCGUAUAAGUUUUGAAUCUAACUUUUCUUAAAUAAUUUGGCCUAUUGGCAAAUCUUCAAAAUCUUUGUUAUUUUUAAUCAAUUUUGUUGCUGAUUAGUUUUAGAUAUCUAUCAUUUAUUUGAAAGUUAUUUGGGCAAUUUUAAUACCAAUUGGAUAAAUAUUAUUAUUGGGAUUUUUAUAUUAAUUGUGCUCAAAAUUAUUAAUUGAUAAAAAUAAAAGUUUCAGAUAUACUUUAACAUCAUGUCUUUUCUUAUUGUUUUAUUCAAUGCCAAAUAUUAUGGAAGAGUAUAAAUAUUAUGAUAAUUUAGGUUAUCAUUAUUGACUUCAUCUAGAAGAGUUGUAAAUAAAGAAUGGAUUGAAACUAAUAUGGCAUAUUUAUUUGAAACAUAAUAACAUUAUUUUUGGAUAUUUUACUUCAUAUUACCAAUAAUGUUAACACUAUUUUUUACUAUUCCACUUAGUACUUUUAUUUUGAUAAGGAAAAAACAUAAAUAAAUACAUAAAAUUGAUCCAACAAUUGGAAUAUAUGGAUUUCUAUGUAAUGAUUACAAAGAAUAAUUUUAUUAUUGGGAAUUAGUUAAUUUACAAAUGAGAUAAAUAAUAAUAGUGAUACACACACAUGUGAAUGAUUUAAGAAUAAUAUUCAAAAACUUGAUGGUCAUUUUAAUCUUAUUUAUAUAUUUUGUUGCAAUAUCUCUUAAGAAACCUUAUGAGAAAUCAAAUAUUAAUAAAAUAGAAUAACUUAGUUUGUUUUUAUGUUCAAUAUUUGUAUGUUUCAGUAGUUUAUCUUAUGAAACUAAAGUUGAAGGUUUAAUAGAAGUAUAAUUUAUAGCAGAAUUAAUAAUGAUAAUAAUAUUGUUAUUCUUGAUGAUUUAUAUCUUCUAUCAUAUAAUGUAAACUUUCAUUAAAAAGAAUGAUCAAUAUUUUGAUAAAUUGAGAAAGGUUAUUUUAUUAAAAUUGCCAAAAAUUGUUUAUUGUUUCCCUUUUAUUAGAAAGUGUUUAAUUUCAAAGGCUGAGACUAGAAAAAAUGUAAUGAAACGAUUUUUUUUGAUUAAAUAACAUUUAAAGAUUCAUAGAUUGAAUAAUUCAAGAAGUCUUCGAUAAACAAUUAAUUUGAAUAGUGAAGAUACUCAUGUGAUAAUGUCAUAAAUAUAAAGAUCAGAUCAUCGUCAUUUAAUAAUGUCAUCAUAUUUAUAUUGA
Molecule: messenger RNA, 2396 nt
Organism: Paramecium pentaurelia
Lineage: Eukaryota; Ciliophora; Oligohymenophorea; Peniculida; Parameciidae
Source: the annotation of a GenBank genome assembly